AUGGAAUCAACCCAAAUAUCAAAAAUAAAUUUUGAAAAUGAAACAAAAAGUUUUAACUUAGGUUUUUUAGAUUUUAUUAUUGAUCCUUUUGAGUAAGAUGAUAAAAUUUAAGAAAUUUUAAUUAAUUGUAAAACAAACUAUUAUGAUGAGAGUUUAGCAUAUUUAAUGAGAGUUAAAGCCUUUCUCUGUUAAUUAGGGGAGUUUUAUAUUUCCUCAAGUUGCCAAUAAUGUUAAUCAGAAUAAGGAUUUUAUUCAGUCACAUAUAAUACAACAAAAUGUUCAAUUUUUGAUAAAAAUAAAUUUGAAGCAAUUACAUCUAAUAAAAUUCUAUUAAAAAUUGGUUAUUGGAGACCACAUUACACUUCUGAUGAUGUAGAAUUAUGUUAUAAAAACCAAUAUCUUUGUUAAGGUGGUUGGGGUGUUAAUAAUGAACUAUGUUUUAGAGGACAUCUAGGAGGACUUUGUGAAGAAUGUGAUAGAUUUAAUGUAAGAGGAGAUGGAUAAUUCUUUAAAAAUUAAUAAUCAGUAGAAUGUGAGCAAUGUUAGGAUACUACUAAACGGUUAAUAGCAUUUUUUUUGAUUUCAAUAUGGUAUUGCAAAUUUUAAUAAAUAAUAGGGCUAUUUUAUCAACACUAUUAACUAUUGGCAGUAUUGAAAAAUCAAAUAUAUUGUUUGCAUAACUUAAACUUAGAUAAAAGUUUGCUCAUAUUUUAUUCAAACUAAAUUAAGGUAUUAAUUUAUUUAUAUUAAUAUAUUUAGAUCAUGAAAGUAUUUUAUUUAAAUUAUUUCUUAAUUAUUUAUGGAUAUUUUCACUCAUCUUUACAUUUAAUAUUAAAUUAACCAUAUCUUUAGGUAUUUUUAAAUAAUCAAAUGAUACUUCAUAUUUUAUGACUAAUUUUUUUGAAUGUUUUUUGUCUGAAAUAUAAGAGAUAGAAUUAAUUUACACUAGAAUCAUAGUUAUGUUAGUCCUUAUGGUUUGUUAAAUAUUAGUAAUCUUUAUUGGUUUUAAAAUUGUUUCAAUAAUUAAAAACACUAAAUUCAAAAGCCUGAUUAUUUCAAUUACUAUCUUAUAAAUGUAUGUACAAAAUUAUGCUUCUUUACUUAAUCAGUAACAAAAUUUAUUUAUAUUAACUAGAUUUUUUUCUAUUUUAGUUGUUAGAUAGAUUUCAAAUAUAAAUUAUAUAUCAGGUGA
Molecule: messenger RNA, 1192 nt
Organism: Paramecium pentaurelia
Lineage: Eukaryota; Ciliophora; Oligohymenophorea; Peniculida; Parameciidae
Source: the annotation of a GenBank genome assembly